This is a messenger RNA of Hirundo rustica (Barn swallow), 3539 nucleotides long. RefSeq names its product DDHD domain containing 2 (gene DDHD2). NCBI's taxonomy places the organism in Eukaryota, Metazoa, Chordata, Aves, Passeriformes, Hirundinidae. Bases 1 to 2109 code for a protein of 702 amino acids. The transcript is spliced from 17 exons. The record is from RefSeq and is a predicted model, not a curated record. Gene Ontology annotation, cellular component: COPII-coated ER to Golgi transport vesicle. Gene Ontology annotation, molecular function: triacylglycerol lipase activity; protein binding; metal ion binding.
AUGUCGGCGCAGGAGCCGCCGCGGCCGCCGCCCGGCGCCGCCGAGCCCCCGGAGCCGGAGCCCGGCGGGCGCUACGAGGCGGUGCUGCCGCACUGGUUCUGGUGCAAGGUCACGGACACGCGAGAGCGCUGGGUCCCGUUCAGCGCGCAGGACUCGCAGCGGCUGGAGGAGGCGCACGGCGCAGGGAAGGAGCAGGGUGACGUGGUUGUGCCGACGUCGGGGGGCAGGUACGACGUGCACCUGCGCACGCGGCAGCGCGUGGCCGUGUACUGGGAGGAGGAGGUGUCUGAAGUGCGUCGCUGCACCUGGUUCUACAAGGGGGACAAGGACAACAAGUUCAUUCCCUACUCGGAGUCCUUCAGUGAGGAGCUGGAGGAAGCUUACAUGAUUGCCGUGACCCUGGGUGAGUGGAAGAAGAAGCUGGAGUCCCCCAACAGAGAAGUCAUUAUCCUGCACAACCCAAAGCUGAUGGUUCACUACCAUCCCGUUGCCAGCUCCGACGACUGGGUCUCCACCCCCACGGAACAAGGUCGGCCCCGGACUGUGAAGAGAGGAGUGGAGAACAUCGCUGUCGACAUCCCCAGUGGAGAGCCGCUGCAGAUCGACCACCUGGUGUUCGUGGUGCACGGCAUCGGCCCCGCCUGCGACAUCCGCUUCCGCAGCAUCGUGCAGUGCGUGAACGAUUUCAGGAACGUGUCCCUCAGCAUGCUGCAGGCACACUUCAGGAAGGCCCAGGAGCAGCAGCAGGUUGGCCGGGUGGAGUUCCUGCCUGUGAACUGGCACAGCUCCCUGCACUCCACUGGCGUGGACGUUGACCUGGAGCGGAUCACGCUGCCCAGCAUCAACCGCCUGCGUCACUUCAUCAACGACACCAUCCUGGACGUGUUCUUCUACAACAGCUCCACCUAUUGCCAGACCAUCGUGGACACGGUGGCCUCGGAGAUGAACCGCCUGCACCAGCUGUUCCUGCAGAGGAACCCGCAGUUCAAGGGCGGGGUGUCCAUCGCGGGGCACAGCCUGGGGUCACUCAUUUUGUUUGAUCUCCUGACGAACCAGAAGGCUGAUCCCGAGGAGGACGAGCACUGUGCGCAGGGGUCCAGGACAGCCUCAAGCACAAGGGGUAUUGAAGAAGUAAAGGAAAUCCUGAAGAAGCUGGAGCUGUCCGAGUACUGUGAUGUUUUUGAGAAGGAGAAAAUGGACAGGCAAGCACUGUUCUUGUGCACAGAGAAAAACCUUAAAGACAUAGGAAUUCCCUUAGGGCCAAGAAUGAAAAUACUCCAUUACAUCAGCUCCAAGACAGAGAUGAAGGAUCAGAGCUCAGCAGCUCCUGGGCACAGUGAACGCGGAGCCGAGCCAGGGCCCCCGUCCCAGCACGGGGACAGCUCAGGGGAUGUCAGGAACUGCCAAUACCGGGACGUUGGCUUGGGACAGGUCUCGGCAAACUACCCGCAGCUGAACUACAAGCCCACCAUCUUCUUUGCCUUUGGCUCUCCCAUUGGGAUGUUUCUCACAGUGCGAGGGGUGAAGCGGAUCGACCCGAACUACAGCCUGCCCACCUGCAAAGGCUUCUUCAACAUCUACCACCCCUACGACCCCGUGGCGUAUCGGAUCGAGCCCAUGAUCGUCCCGGACGUGGAGUUCGAGCCGAUGCUGCUGCCCCACCACAAGGGCAGGAAAAGGAUGCACCUCGAGCUGAAGGAAGGGCUGACUCGCAUGAGCGUGGACCUGAAGAACAACCUGCUGGGGUCCCUGCGCGUGGCCUGGCAGUCCUUCACCCGCGCCCCGGUGCCGGCCCUGGAGGCGGCGAGCACCGAGGCUGAGCCAGAGGCAGAGGCCGGCACUGAGAAGCAGCCAGACACAAAGGCAGAGGAGCCCCCAGCAGCAGUGAAGGAAGAGACGCCGCUCAUCAACGUGGGGAGGCUGAAUGGAGGGAACCGCAUUGACUACGUGCUGCAGGAGAAGCCAAUAGAGAGCUUCAACGAGUACUUGUUUGCACUCCAGGGGCAUCUCUGCUAUUGGGAGUCAGAGGACACCGUUCUGCUGGUUCUGAAGGAGAUCUACCAGACACAAGGCAUCACACUGGAUCAACCUCUACCAGGAAGCCAGUGACCAACCUGUUCUGUUCUGGCUGUCAAAUCCCACUGCGUACUCACCAGGAAAGUCCAGAUCUCUUCUCUGCCUUCCUCUCUCCUCUGCUGCCAUGUCCUGCAUGCUGCUUCCCAAGUACUUGCUGCUGCCUGGAGAUAAGGAUGGAUUUUCCUCCAUUUUGGGUAGGGAUAGGGGGAAAAACUGUCAAGGGAAAAAUACUUCUGCUCAAACACACACAACCCCUGUACAGUGACUCCCUGUGGCAACGUGUACUUUUAACCCUGCACCCUGUGAGUCCCCACACCAGCUCCUCCAGCACUGCAGCAGACAAGCUGUCAGUUCCUCUGAGGUCCUGACCCUGGCUCGGGGAGGACACUCACAGCCCGGGACCUUGAGGAGAAAAAGCCUUAAACACACAGCGUGGAAAGAGCUACAGCCGCCGUGGAGCCGGGGAGAUUGCUAACACCCACACCAGCACUGUGGGCCCGGGCAGCAAAGCCCAGAGCCAGCAGGGUCUGGCCAGCAGCCACCCUUGUGUCCCUGCACUGCUGCUGCAUGUUUGUGCACCCCUGGGCCCUGCCAGGCAGGGCUGCCCCGUAAAGCGCCUCGUGAGAGCGGCGUGUUGGCAGUGCCAGCCCAGCCCCCUGACCCAGCCCUCGCUGGCACCAAGGAGCCCCCAUGACACCGACCAAGGCAGUGCCCAGCUGUACCUGCUCCGAGGAAAGCUUCACCUCCCGCUCCAGGCGGGCAGGGAACAGCAGCUGCUCCUGGCAGUGCCAGGGCAGAGGGAGCCCUCAGUGCCCCGCAGGGACACGGGGCAGCGCUGCCGGGGGACACCGAGGUCUUGCACCCGCCGCGCCCCAGUCCCUGUUUUUAGCUUUAAAUGUACAAAACGCAGCCAGCAAGGGUCUGCACACUGCAGCAAUGACACCAGCUCUGGUGGCAGCUCAGUCUGCUCCCGCCUUGAAGCUCUUUUCUGAGGGGGCCGGGGCCGGAGAGCCCCUGGGCUGGGGCUCCGCUGCUGUGCGAGGUGUUGCUGUGCAGCCUUUGGAGGAGCCAAACCACUUUCCCUCCUGCUGACUUUUGCCCUGCAUGGGGUAAGGAGCCUUUUCCCCCCCCACAGCCUGCUGGUUUGUUUUCCCUCCAUUGUCUGUUAUUUGCACUAUUGGAAGGGUUUUGUUUGCAGCCUCCAUCCCCUCCUCCCCUCCCAAGGAACAGAAGCUGUUCUUUACCUGACUGCAGGAACAGCCAAGCUGCUCGGUCAGCACCUGAACCACUGCUGGCUAAGGUCUCAUGGGAGCAGGAAAAGAGACAGUCUUAACAUGGGACACUAAUGAUCAGCUUUUUAAGUUAUGCACUUUGUUAAAAAAAAAAAAAAAAGGAAGCUAAAUAAAUUUUAAAUGUUAUUUAAUGUCUUUUCCAGUAAAAGCCAAAAUAAAUAAGUAGAUGAC